GACUGCAGGAAGCACACUUGGUUGAAUGACCAUUAAAGCAGCAAUCAGCGGUAAAUGUGUUAUGAUGCCACGCUCAAAACACACACCGAGAGGAUUGUCCGAGGCUGCGGGAACACGACACCUCUCCACCGGGUAGAAACGGAGUGAAACGCGGCACGGCUGCUGCGGACUGUCUGUGCGCCAAGGAGUCUGGCUACAAAUCAAACCAGGAGUCGCUCUCUGGGGAUUUGGGCAGUGAUGGACAGCUGUUGGGACAUUGCUUCGGGGCAGAGGUUGGCGAUAAAUUGACCGUGCAUUAACACAGGCUGCAACAUGGAGCAUGGAGCUGUUUUCUGCAGGACGAGCAGCGGCUGACUUUCCCCUCCGAUCAGGAUCGUGAUGAUGCUUUUUAUGGUGAGAGGCUCCCCCCUCCGUCCAGCCUGCAUGUUAGGACAGUGCAGGUGCAUCGAGACUUGACGGGACCAGCAACCAUGGGAUUCACCUUUUUUAUUUCCCUCCGUCUUUUUGUAUGGCCGCAAAGCCUUUCUAUGCGGGAAACAUGUCCGCAGAUACAGGGUUCACAGCGUAAUUGAUGGUGUUGCGCCAUGAUCUCUGGGGGACUAUCUGAGUUGUGUAAUGGUUUUAUUUCCUCUAUAGGCUACAGCGCGCUCUGACGUGCAACCCCUCCAUGGAUGGUGGUUAAUUGGGCCCAAUGAUGUAGAGCCAAAUCCACCUGGAGUGGCUCCCCUGUGUUUCUACGCAUGUUCAAUUGUUUUUUUUAAUUAAUUCCCAGAGCUUUUCAGCACUAUUGCUUUGGAUAAUCUCAUCUAGUUUGGAUUUUUAGAUGAAAAUGAGAGAUUAAAUGAAGGCAACAACUAUGGAAAAUCCAACGUUUGAAAGAUUUAUAAUCUUUGGAACUUAAUCGUUUCCUGACAUUCAGCAACUUUAUUCCCCGCAGCAUUUAUUUAUAGAGGCACAUUUCUGUCUGUUGCCUCCUUUUUAUCCACCAUGUCUAGAUCAAACAGUGUCAGCCCACCCGGCGUCGGUGCCCCCGGGUUGAGGGGAGGGACCGAGCACAGAUCAGCUUGGGGAGAGUCUGAGUCCGUGGCCAACGGGUGCCCAUACUCAGCCAGAUCCCCGCGCAAGAAGCUCACCCGGACCAACAGUCGGUGGAGGGAGGAGGAUGACCUGGAGCACCGGCAGCCCGGCGGGCGAGCCACCACCACCACCGUCAGUAGGGUCAGCUUCAGGUCCAGGUCCGCUUGGCAGGACCAUGGCGAGGACAAAAACCGUGCGUCGUCCCCUAAGCGUCCAGACGGCGAGGUGAGACCCAAGUCUGUGGAGUUAGGACUGGAUGAGCGCAGGGCCAAGGCGAGGAGCGACGAGGAGGAGGUCAUGCCCGAAGUAAACUUUUCCUUAGUGGCGUGCUGCACCAGCGUUAUGCACAUUUUCAAAUCCAAGAAGUUCCAGUCGGAGAAGUUGGAGCGGCUCUACCAGCGCUACUUUUUCCGGCUGAACCAGAGCAGCUUGACGAUGCUCAUGUCGGUGCUGGUGCUGGUGUUCACGGUCAUGCUGAGCUUCCACUGCUCCGGUGGCCCAGAGAAGCCCAGCGUGACGUUCGCGGUGGUGUUUCCCGUGGCCAUCUUCCUCACCCUGGUUCUCAUGGUGGUGUGCAACAGGAACGCGUUUCACCAGGACCACAUGUGGAUCGUGUGCUACGUGGUCAUCCUGCUGGUGAUGGUGAUCCAGGUGAUCGGAGUGCUGUUCGUUCGGCCCAGAAGUGCGUCGGAGGGCAUCUGGUGGACCGUGUUCUUCAUCCAUGUCAUCUACACGCUGCUGCCCGUCAGGAUGCGCGCAGCAGUCGUCACUGGAGCUAUUCUUUCUGCCAUUCACGUGGCUGUUUCUUGGAUGUUAAACGACAUUGACAGCUUUCUCUGGAAACAGAUAGUGUCCAACGUGCUGAUCUUCUCGUGCACCAACAUCGUGGGGGUCUGCACUCAUUACCCCGCUGAGGGGUCUCAGCGACAGGCCUUCCAGGAGACCAGGGAGUGCAUCCAGGCCCGCCUGCACUCCCAGAGAGAGAACCAGCAGCAGGAACGCCUUCUGCUCUCAGUGCUUCCCCGCCAUGUCGCCAUGGAGAUGAAAGCCGACAUAAACGCCAAGCAGGAGGACAUGAUGUUUCACAAGAUCUACAUCCAGAAGCACGACAACGUGAG
Molecule: messenger RNA, 2195 nt
Organism: Gymnodraco acuticeps
Lineage: Eukaryota; Metazoa; Chordata; Actinopteri; Perciformes; Bathydraconidae
Gene: adcy5
Product: adenylate cyclase 5
Biological process (GO): adenylate cyclase-activating G protein-coupled receptor signaling pathway; intracellular signal transduction; cAMP biosynthetic process
Cellular component (GO): plasma membrane
Molecular function (GO): adenylate cyclase activity
Source: RefSeq, a predicted model, not a curated record